Fraxinus pennsylvanica is the source of this 324-nucleotide messenger RNA. Lineage: Eukaryota; Viridiplantae; Streptophyta; Magnoliopsida; Lamiales; Oleaceae. The record is from the annotation of a GenBank genome assembly.
AUGACAGGGAUACCAUUUUUCAUUGCCCUCUCAAAACCAGCAGGUGCAAAUUCCAUAGAAGAAGCACUGCUAGAGGGUUUUGAAGAGAGGGUUAAAGGAAGAGGGGUUGUUUAUGGUAGCUGGGUGCAACAGACUCAGUUUCCCGGUUACCUUUCUAUUGGGUGUUUUGUAAGUCAUUGUAGUUUUGGAUCCAUGUGGGAGUCUUUGUUAAGUGACAACCAAAUCGUGCUUAUGCCAAGACUUGCCGACCAAAUCUUGAACACACGGUUGCUGGCGGUGGAAGUGGGGCCUACGACGACAAUGGACGGUUUAUUUCCAAGUUAG